Molecule: messenger RNA, 1074 nt
Organism: Caenorhabditis bovis
Lineage: Eukaryota; Metazoa; Nematoda; Chromadorea; Rhabditida; Rhabditidae
Source: the annotation of a GenBank genome assembly
AUGAGGCUCCUAAUACUUGUGCUAUUCAUUUCCGUUCAUUUCUCAUAUUCUGUCUCGAUUGUUGAUACUUCGAUUGCUUGUGAUAAGGCAGAUUUCUUGUUGAAAAUAAAAUUCGAUGAAAUAUUCCACGGAACAAUACGAAGUAGAUCGAAUAACCCGAGAUGCAUUUAUGUGAAUGGCACGAUCCAGCCCGACUCAAAAUACCAAUUAAAAAUUCCAUUAAAAGGUUGUUCGACGAGAGAAAAUGAGGAAGGGAAUUUGGAGAAUGAAAUCGAAGUUGUGAGCUCAUCGAGCAGCGAGUUCGACGUUGAGAAUGACAAGAGAUUCCUGCUCACUUGUAUUCCGGCGGCUCCAGUUCCCAAAGAAUCUUUGGUAACGGUCUCAUUCGGUGGAAUUACGAUCAAUAACGAGGCGACGACUGCUUCGACAAUUUCAGAAAACCGGACAGUCGAUUAUGCGGUGAAAGUGCUUGACGGCGACAGUUUGGAAUCGACGCCGUUGACUCGGCCGCUUGCCGUCGGCGACAAAGUGACAUACUCUGUGGAAAUGGAUGAAUCUGUGAAUGGAAGAAUUGGAAAGUGCUGGGCGAAUGACGGUGUCAGCGAGUUGCCGCUGUCAGAUGCACAAGGAUGCUCUCUGCAAAGCUCUGGAGAGCAAAUAAUUAAAAUAAAAAAUAAAAAUGAUUUUUGUCAGGUUUGGGGCGACUUCAGUGUGACGAAGAAGAACGGAAAACGCAUUUUCUACAAUCAUAUCAAAGCCUGGGCGUUUCCAACAAGUAACGAAGUGAACAUCUUCUGUAAUCUUCACGUGUGUGUCACAUGCACUCAACCGAAUUGUCGUGGUCGCGAACGUCGUCAUCCGUCGGAUCCUCGCGAUCCGUUCACUUCCGAUGUUGACGUGUCGGACAUUUCGCCGCCGAUUCCAAUUCGAACCUCAUUCCGAUUGAAACGCGAAAAUACGGCGAAAAUCGAAAAACAAGCGGUCACCUCAUCAUCAUCAUCAUCAUCGAGCUCAUUUCUCUCAACUAUAGCUCUCGUUUAUUAUAUCAUUCAAUACUGCUAUUAUAAUAACUAA